This is a messenger RNA of Durotheca rogersii, 3430 nucleotides long. RefSeq names its product SPX domain-containing protein. The record is from RefSeq and is a predicted model, not a curated record. The coding region runs from base 296 to 3349 and encodes 1017 amino acids. Lineage: Eukaryota; Fungi; Ascomycota; Sordariomycetes; Xylariales; Xylariaceae. The transcript has 7 exons. Gene Ontology annotation, molecular function: protein binding; phosphoric diester hydrolase activity. Gene Ontology annotation, biological process: lipid metabolic process.
UACCUACCUACAUACCUACUGAAUACUUCCCGGUUCUGCGUUAACCCCACCGUGCCGUCACUCCACACCCCUACACAUACCUACGCAUACAUACAUACACACGGGGACAAACGAACAUACGCGCGCACACACUUCCUGGUCUCUCUUGGUACAACCGCUUCCUUGCAUUCAGUCGCACACACGGGAGACAGCCGCCCAAGCCGUCGCUGUUGAAAUACGCCUUUGCCGUCAGUCUUGAGGCCUCCGCGAAAGUAAACAGCCUUCGCGGGCUGGUUGCGGGCGCCUCUGCCGCAUCAUGAAGUUCGGCAAGCAAAUCCAGAAGCGUCAGCUCGAAGUACCAGAAUAUGCUGCCAGCUUCGUGAACUACAAGGCGCUCAAAAAACUCAUCAAGAAGCUCUCCGCUACCCCGACCCUGAGCGCCCAAAAUGAUCCUCACUUUACUCCCUCACCGGUAGACGCCCAAGUCGCCCUGCAGGCAAACAAAGCGAAGUUCUUUUUUCAGCUGGAACGGGAACUAGAAAAAGUCAACGCAUUCUACCUCCAGAAAGAGGCGGAGCUCAAAAUUCGCCUUCGAACGUUGCUCGACAAGAAGAGAGUGCUACGGUCCCGCCAGGGCGUCUCUAGACGAUCGGCCAAGUUCGCGACGCUACAAGAAGGGUUCCAGCAAUUUGCCAACGACCUAAACAAGCUUCAGCAAUUCGUCGAGAUCAAUGGGACCGCGUUCUCCAAGAUCCUCAAGAAAUGGGACAAGACAUCCAAGUCUAAAACCAAGGAGCUGUACCUCUCUCGUGCCGUGGAGGUGCAGCCGUUCUUCAAUGCUACCGUGAUAAGCGAGCUCUCGGACCAAGCGACGACGAGCCUACAAGAACUAGGCGCUUGGGAGGACGGCGAUCAUGUCACGUUUGAGGCUCGAUCGGAGCACAUGGUGAGCAGUCAGCACCUUCUCGGAACCGACGAAGGCGACGCUGAUAGUCUGCUACUUGAAACCGCCAUCGCCGGCAACUUGGAAUCCUUACGAGACCUUCUUUCGAGGAUGCGGGCCGGCUCGGCUUCGCCGACGGGGAUGGAUGUAUCCUUGAUGGAAAGGGUGACGCGUACUUUCCUAGCUGCCAUCCACGAAGCCCCUCAGGCGUCCCUGGAAGUCUUGUUGGAGACCGGCCUUGUUGACAUUCGGUCUGAGGAUGACAUAAACGAGAGGAAUUGCCUCCACCAGGCUACCAUAUACGGCAACUCCUUCGUGUUAAAUAUCGGUCUCUCGGGGGGAGUGGAGGUCAACAGAACGGAUGUCUACGGGCGAGUGCCGUUGCACUACGCGAGUAUGCAUGGUCGACUGGAUAUGCUUGAUCUUCUCCUUCAAGCCGAUCCAUCGACAAUCAGCCUCAUCGAUCACGAUAACUUCACCCCGCUGAUCCAUGCUAUCAUACACGGGCACCUCGAGUGCGUCCAGCGGCUUCUCGCUACGUCGUCCUGUUUGGAUCCUGUAUCGGAGACGGACCACAUACCACUCAACCUGGCCUGCGAGCAUGGAUCGCUCGACAUAGUCGAGCUUCUCCUGCAGCACGGCGCGCGGAUACUACCUGAUGCCGAGGGAUUGUACCCGCAGCACCUGGUCGCGAGGUCAGGCCAAACACCUCGGUUGCUUCGCCUGCUGCAGGAAUACGGUGCCGAUCUCGACCAGAUAGAUAAACUCUAUGGGUGGACGCCGUUGGUGCACGCGGCUAGCGAGGGAAAUGUGCCUUGCCUAGAGGAGCUUCUAAACGUGGGCGUCGAUCCUAACAUCCUCGACGAGAAGGAUUUGCCUGCUAUGUAUUAUGCGGCCUGGGAAGGACAUCUAGAAUGCAUCCAAAAACUGACACCCUAUCAGAAAGGCAAAGCGGUGAGCCCUCUGAUGAUGCACGCGAGUGGCCCUCUCCUCGCUCCUCUGGGUAGCGGGAGCGCGCCUGUUCCUAUGUCGCUCGACGUCGAUGCUAUUCCUAUCCUCGAGCUGCCCCCUCCGAUCAUACCUUUACGCCGAUACGGCCAUAACUUCCUGGACACAAAGGCCGUCGUCCAAAUCAGCUUCCAGGACGAAGACCACCCCUUAGUAUUUUUCCACGAUAGCAAAUAUCCCGCCGCUCGGCUCACCAUAUCCUCUAAACUGUCCGACCUUAUACCCAAGAACAUCAUGCUGCCUUUCCAAGAGGAUACCCGGCUCGUAUCCUUCCAGGUCGACAAUCUCGACUCUUUCACGCUCGAUUUCGACGUCUUCCCGACCUACGGCGCUAAGAUCAUCGCAAAGACGGUUGCCCUCCCCAACACGUUUCGAGCUUCGUGGAGCAGCUCGGGGAAGUGCUGUCUGCCGUUAUUCGACCCCCGGCUACGGGCGAUCGGCCAGAUUACCUUCAAUACCCAAGUGAUCAAGCCGUUCCAGGGGACGCCGUUGGAAAUUACGGACUUUGAGACUUAUUGGAAAGCCACGAGCCAGCUCGACCAAAACCCUAACACGUUUGUAACCGGCUCAAGCUUGUCCGGCGACUUCGUCCAGCUGUACGUUCAGCAUACUAGUGACGGGAUCCCGGUAAUAUGGCCGCGGUGGAUGAUACCGUGCGGCGGCGUUGAUAUAUCAGUUUCGCGGUUGUCGUUCGAGCAAUUCUCGACUAUCACGGCCUCGAAUCCCGGUCGCGCCCAGCUCGCCUUGGUACAUUCGCAAGAUCUUCGAGGCAUCGCCGAGGUCCAUCGCGUUAUAAAUACGGCGGGGGUUUCCUUGGAGCAGGCACUCUCCCUACUCCCCAACUCGAUGCACGUCAACCUACAGAUCAUCUACCCGUCGGAAGAAGAAGAAAGGCAGCUCGGGCUGGGGCCGACGGUUCACGUCAACAACUUUGUAGACGGGAUACUCACGAUAGUAUUCGACCAUGCGAGGGAACAGCGCGCGCAGAGGAUGUCAGCCCCGGAGACGGUCAGAUCGGUGGUCUUCAGCUCUCACAACCCGACGCUGUGCACGACCCUGAACUGGAAGCAGCCGAAUUUCCCCGUGUUCCUCUGCAACGACCUCGGCCGGGAGGAGGCCAUGCUUGCGCCCAACGUGAUUCGGAGCAGCGGACGAAGGACGUUCUCGGUUAAGGAGGCAGUGAGAAUAGCACAGAGCAAUAAUUUCAUGGGCCUGGUGUGCUGCUCUGGGCUUCUGAACAUGGUCCCGGCUCUCGUGGACGCGAUCAAGUCUCACGGGUUGGUCCUGGUGGUGGACAAAUCAGCCGAGCUGGUUACGGAGCCGUACCUAGGGACGGACGUGUUCCCCAUCCCCAAGGGGGUGGACGGAUUGCUGAGGGGUAACGGGGUCUUACGGUUCAACGAGUCCAUAGACGUGUAGACACAAAAUACGGGCAGGUCGUUCGGUUGGUUUGCGCAGGAGCUUCCGGAGCUGAUGUGAGAGGAAAGGGGGAAAAAAAAG